GUGGUUAUGACUCACUUGUUGAUAUACUUUGAUUUCAUUUUCAUGUGCAUAAUAAAUUAAAAAAUAAUUGAUGACUUAAAGAAAAAAUGGAUAAAACGUAUAUUGUAAUUAUUUUAAAAAUUUCUUUGAACCAUAUUAUACAUUAUACAUAUUAUGGAACUAUUCACUCUGAAUAUUUUUAAUCUAUGCUCAGUCGGUAACGUUGACACGAAAGUAAAAAGUUCUAUUUUCACGUUUCGAUAUCUCGAAUACUAUGUUACGAUUAUAGUUAUAAACAUAACUGUGUCUUAAACUUUUCUCUUCCUUUGUACAUUACAAACAAUAUUUUACUGGAAAAUCUAAUUCUUUAAAACAAUUUGACAGGCAGGUUUGUUGAUAAGUGAUAUAUGUAUAUUUUUAGAAUGGUGCGUCAAAUACUUACUUUUUCAACAGGUUUCACAUAUAAAAUAAGCAGAGAAAAAUCGUUUGGCAUAACAUAUAUUAAUAUAAUUAAUCGAUUUAAGCACUUAAUUUGUGCCAAAAUGAAUAAUCGUCGAUUUUAUGAUAAUCCAUUUGAUGAUUAUCCUAAUGAAACUGCAGAAGCUGUUGUGAACGCACUUACUAAUGAGAUCAAUGAAGAUUAUAAAAGAACAAUAAAAAUAGCUACAAAAGGAUUAAUAGCUCGAAUGGAAGGUUAUAAAGGCGAUUGGAUGCAUAAUGGUGAUUAUUCCGUGUAUACUGGAUUAGCAGGGAUUGCGUACUUGUUUUACAAAUAUGGAAAGUGCUUUAAUGAACCACACUACAUUAAUGAUGCAGUAAAAUUAUUAAGGAUAUGUACAGACAAAUUCAGGGGUAAAGGAGAAAUUACAUUUUUGACUGGUAUUGUAGGUCCAGUAGCUUUAGGUGCAGUUGUUUUUCAUUCCGAAGGCUAUUCUGAUGAAGCACAAAAUAUGAUUUCAAAAGUAAAAUCACUGCAAUCAGUUGUUUUAAAUGAAAAUAGUGAUUUGCCUGAUGAGUUACUUUAUGGAAGAGCUGGUUAUCUGUUUUCCCUCCUCUUCUUAAAUUCAAAUAUAUCUCCUGCUCCCAUAGAAAGUGAUCUUAUUAAACAGGUCAUAGCACUCAUAAUUAAAUCUGGAAAUCUGUAUUCUGCUUCAAAAAAGUACGAAACACCUUUAAUGUAUGUUUGGCACCGAACAGAGUAUAUUGGUGGUGCACAUGGAUUGGGUGGAAUACUUUAUAUACUAUUACAGGCACGGCAGUAUUUAACAGAAACUCAAUUACAAAAGGAUAUAAAGCCUGCAUUAGACUUCCUUCAGAAUAUACGAUAUGUUUCUGGAAACUUUCCACCCUCUAUUGGAAGCCAGACUGAUAAAUUGGUCCAUUGGUGCCAUGGAGCACCUGGAAUGACCAUGUUAUUUUGUUUAGCUUAUGAGAUAUACGAAGAUGAAGAUUAUUUAAAAACUGCUGUAGAAUGUGGAGAAGUGAUUUGGUCAAGAGGAUUGCUUAAAAAAGGACGUGGAAUAUGCCAUGGUGUAGCUGGAAAUGCAUACACAUUUUUAAGUCUUUUCCAACAAACAAAGAAUAUAAAAUAUCUUUACAGAGCUGGCAAGUUUGCAGAUUGGUGCAUGAAUCAUGAAGCACGUCACAGCAGGUCACCUGACAGACCAUUCUCAUUAUUUGAAGGUAUUGCUGGUACAAUUUAUUUCUUGAUUGAUCUUCAACAUCCACUUUCAGCAAAAUUCCCAGCAUACUCCAUUUAAAUGUAAUAUACUUCAAUUCUAAUUAUUUAUUCCUCAUAAAAUUUCGUUUAAAAAUGACUCUUUAAAAUCAAUUGUCGUAAUUUAAUUCACACUAACCGUACUAUUUAGGUUUGAAUUAUACAUACUUAUAUUUCGAAUAUGUAGAUCUAUGUGUACUUUACUGAUACAUAAUAAAUCUUAUGUACUACAAAAUAAAAUAAUUCUACAAGUGUUAAUCCU
Bombus pascuorum is the source of this 1958-nucleotide messenger RNA. RefSeq names its product lanC-like protein 2. The record is from RefSeq and is a predicted model, not a curated record. The coding region runs from base 387 to 1739 and encodes 450 amino acids. Gene Ontology annotation, biological process: carbohydrate metabolic process; peptide modification. Lineage: Eukaryota; Metazoa; Arthropoda; Insecta; Hymenoptera; Apidae. Gene Ontology annotation, cellular component: plasma membrane. The transcript has 10 exons.